This is a messenger RNA of Chenopodium quinoa (quinoa), 1249 nucleotides long. Its product is annotated as 2-Cys peroxiredoxin BAS1, chloroplastic. Gene Ontology annotation, biological process: hydrogen peroxide catabolic process; cellular response to stress; cell redox homeostasis. The coding region runs from base 153 to 974 and encodes 273 amino acids. The record is from RefSeq and is a predicted model, not a curated record. Gene Ontology annotation, molecular function: thioredoxin peroxidase activity. The transcript is spliced from 7 exons. Lineage: Eukaryota; Viridiplantae; Streptophyta; Magnoliopsida; Caryophyllales; Amaranthaceae.
ACACACCAAAUAACCAAUCUUCCAUUUCCACACACUGAAACAGUCUACUUAUCCACUCUCCCACCAACCUUUCUCCUCACACCAUUCAUAUAAUCUCACUUCAAUUUCACACCCAGAAAUUCGAGGAGAGAGAAACUCAACCUUCAUCAACAAUGGCGUCUGCAGCUUCAUCCUCUGCUAUUCUCUCUUCUAAUCCUAGGGUUUUCGCCCCUAAAUCUCAUGCUCCAAUGGCGGCUGCUUCCGUUUCUUCUCUCCCUAAACCUUUCUCCCAAACCCUAACUCUUUCUUCCACCUUCAAUGGCAAAUCCUUCCAACCUCCUCGCUCUUUGUCUUCUCGCCGCACUCAAUCUUCCAGACGCAGCUUCGUCGUUCGCGCUUCUGCUGACCUCCCCUUAGUUGGAAACGUUGCGCCAGACUUUGAGGCGGAGGCUGUUUUCGACCAAGAAUUCAUCAAUGUUAAACUUUCUGAUUACAGGGGAAAGAAAUAUGUAAUUUUGUUUUUCUAUCCUUUGGACUUUACAUUUGUUUGUCCUACUGAAAUCACUGCUUUCAGUGACCGUCAUGCAGAAUUUGAGAAGUUGAACACCGAAAUUCUAGGUGUUUCCGUUGACAGUGUUUUCUCACAUCUCGCAUGGGUCCAAACAGAUAGGAAGUCUGGUGGUUUGGGUGAUUUGAAUUAUCCCUUGGUUUCUGAUGUCACCAAGUCUAUCUCAAAGGCUUUCAAUGUUCUGAUCCCAGACCAGGGAAUUGCAUUGAGAGGAUUGUUCAUCAUUGACAAGGAAGGAGUCAUUCAACAUUCAACCAUCAACAAUCUUGCUAUUGGUCGUAGUGUUGAUGAGACUCUGAGAACACUCCAGGCAUUGCAGUAUGUGCAGGAGAACCCUGAUGAAGUCUGCCCCGCAGGGUGGAAGCCUGGGGAGAAAUCAAUGAAGCCAGACCCCAAGCUUAGCAAGGAGUACUUUGCUGCCAUUUAAGGAACACGAUUGACUCUGCAUCACAUAGGAAGUCCUGAAUUUUUGUUUUCUGUAUCAUGAUCUGUAAUCUUUUGCGAAAUUUGAGCUGAUUCUAGGGAAUAAAUGUCAACAAUUUAUCUAUGUAUCGCUUUUGUAGCAGAUCCAAUUGUAAUGGUUUAAACUAUUAUCAUUGAGCUAUUUGGAUUGUGUGCUUUGUUGUAGCUAGCAGUACAACGGAAAAUUGUUUAUUAGAAGCACUGCAAAUUGCUCAACUUUGAGCAUCGUUUUAGUAUGCA